Symsagittifera roscoffensis is the source of this 2510-nucleotide messenger RNA. RefSeq names its product spindle assembly abnormal protein 6 homolog. The transcript has a single exon. Gene Ontology annotation, cellular component: centrosome; centriole. The record is from RefSeq and is a predicted model, not a curated record. Lineage: Eukaryota; Metazoa; Xenacoelomorpha; Acoela; Convolutidae. Gene Ontology annotation, biological process: centriole replication. Bases 4 to 2175 code for a protein of 723 amino acids.
AGAAUGUCUGUUAUAACAAAUGAAAUUUACAAAAAAACUAUACCACUCUUCAUCAUACCCCAAGUAGCUGGACAAGAAACGAAGCGAAAACAAGUGGACUUUGCUCUAGAGGUGCAUGCCGGCUCAACUGGACGAAAAGAACUGCUACUCAGAUUAACAGACAAUAACGAUCCUUUCUUUUUACAUCAAUUGGUUCUGAACGAAGAGGAUUUUUCUGUUCUGAAAAACCAACAGGGAAUUUUAGUAGAUUACUCAAGUUUUCCUCCGAAAUUGACAGAACUUUUCGAAUUAUGUUUGAAAGAAAGUUUAUCAGAGACGCCCAAGUUUUUGCUCAAAUUUCAAGAAAGUUGUCUAGCCAAUGGAGCUUCAACGUUGUCAAUAGUCGAGACAACUCAGUUCAGACACUUGGUCCAUUUGUCUCUAACUCUGUCUCUUGGCAAUGACUGUGAGGUCAAAAAGUACCUUGCUAGUGUUCUAUCGAAGCUACAAGUGGAGAAGAAUGCAGUAGAAUCGAACUUAAGAUCACAAGUGCGUGAUCUUGAAUCUAACUUAUCCGAAUGUCGGAGGUUACUUGAUGAUAGGAACCACGAACUGAAUGUUUUGAAAUCUGACCUGGAUUCGAGGGUUAGUCAAAUGGAAGCGAAGUUUUCGCAGGAAUUAGCAGUUAUUCAAGAAAAACAUUUGAAAGAGAAAACUAGUUUCCAAAGUGAGGUAGAAGCAAGAAGGAUUGAACGAGAAAGCUUCUUUCAGACCUCCCUCGGACAGUAUGAAGAUCGCAUAAAAGUCUUAGAAAGUGAACAGAAAGAGCUAGUUGAUAAAAAGUACAAAUCAGAAUCAAGUAUAAGAGAUUUAAAAUCGAAGCUGCAAGUUCUAGACGAGGAAUUAAACAGAACGAGAGCUGAACUGAAUUCGCUCAGAAGUGAAAAUGCUUCAAGUUUGACUAAUAGUCAUGAAAAAGAGAAACUUAUCAAUGGUCUGAAAACAAAAGUUGCUGUUUUGGAGCAAGAUGUAAAGAGUAAAAAUCAUAUCAUUGAACGGUCACAAGAGCAAGUUGAAAUGGCGAAUCAACAGCGGUUGAAACUUGACGAUAACGUAGAGUUACUGAAGUCGAAAAUUUCAGAAAUGGAACAAAAUUUGAAACAUGCAACGGAUGAUAACAACAAGGCCAACAACAUCAUUCGCAAACUUCAGGAAGAUUUGAGAAUAUCUUAUGGAAAAUUGAAGUUGAAAAAUAGUGUAACAGUUCAACAAGAAAAAGUCAUCAGUGAAAAGUCAUCGACUUUAGAAAAGACUGUUUUGCAUUUGAAAUCGGUUGAAAGUGACUUAAAACUUAGAACCGAGGAAGUUGAGAAAUUAGGAGAUGAGCUGAAAAGCUCAAACGCCAAACUGGAAGAAAAUCAGAAGCUCUUAGAUUCUAAUGAGAAAAUCAUUCAAUACUUGAAUAAACAAAUAACAGAUUCACAAUUGACUCAGAGAAGCAAUUCAAAUUUCGGAAACUCCACAAAUGUUACUGCUAAGUUCAGGCAAGGAUCCACUAGCGGAUCUGUACAAAAUUCGGCUAGACCGGAUUAUAAUUCGUUUAACAAUACAUCCCCCAUGCAAAAUACAGCCUCAAAUAUUUCGCCCCACUUAAAUAACAACCACUGGGGACCGAGUGCUAACACUUACCAUCCUCAGAACCCUAACUAUGCUAAUGAAUCGAGUCACAUGCAAGAAAAUUUCGCCAAAACGGCUCAUAUGAGCAGCACGCCAUUUUUCCACCAAUCAGGAGAUGCAGCCAAGUUAUCACCGAGAGAAAGAUUUCCGCCUGUGAUGGAAUCAAACCCUCUGGACUCGCUGCCAUCCAAGUACUUGAAGUCGUCAAAUAUGGUCAACACCAAAGCAAGUCACAAUUUGGAUGAUUUACCAGAGCGGCUCUCUAGUGGUAGAUACUCGCAAGCUAGACGUCCAUCGACUUCAAAUGAAAAAGGUUAUCCAUUGCCUUCUGGAUAUGAUUCUAGUAGUCAUCAGAGACACUUAAUGCAGACUCAACAAAAGAUUGAUAACAUGAGUUUGGCGUCAACAGCAAAUUCCACGUCUUCUAAAGCGAUUGUGAACUCUCAUAAAACGCCAAUUAUGUCGGCAUAUUUCAUGCCCGCGCACGUUGCAGCUGCCAACAAAAAUAAAUCUGGAUGAAAUGACUAUGGUUAAGUCGUGUUGUUGACCCUUAGGUGGUGUGACCAGAAGGGUCAUUUUCUGUAAAUUUAUCAUAGUUGUACUUCUUUGCAAAAUUACUAUUUCAUCUUUUUAUUGACUUCAUCAUCUUGCCUUUAAGCUGUGCUCUUUGCCUCCAUUUUCGAAGAUUUAUAUUUUUCUGACCCCUGAUCAGAUUUCUAGAUAUGGCGUGAAUAUUUGUAUAGAAGAAAUUUGUAAUUUCCUUUAAUUAGUUUGUAUGUCGUGUACAAUCACAUAUAAUUAUAGUUUUUCGUCCUAACAAUUUAGUUGAACUUUGGCUCAUUCUUUUUUGUGUG